AAUUACAAAAAUAAGUGUACUCCUACAGAAUAUUCCAUUAUUUAAUUCUAAAUAUGCUCACACGGUUCAGAUUCCAUUUAUUACAACUUAUCUCUUUGAAUCAGAAUUCUCAGUCCUGUUGCAAGAGCCUGCUGAUUGAUCUGCCUGUUCCAAGCAUCUCCCCCAUCUAGUCCAUCCUCCUUUCAGUUCUCAGAAGCAAUCUUUCUAAUGUGUAGGACUGACCAUGUCACCUACCUCCUCAGUAAACUUAGGUGGCUCCCUAUCACCUCCAGGAUCAAAUAUAAAACUCUCUGGGUAUUCAACACCCUUCAUGACCUACUUCCACCCUCUUCCUUCUCAGGCUUCUUACAAUUUACGCCCCAAAUAUACUCUGUGAUUCAGUGAUAUUGACCUCCUUGCUUAUUCCUUAAACAACAUACUCUAUCUCCCAACUCUAGGCAUUUUCACCGGCUGUUCCCCACAUCUGAAAUGCUUUCCUUCCUCAUCUCUGCCUCCUGGCUUCCGUCAAAUCCCAGCUAAAAUUCCACCUACAAGCAGCCUUUCCUGGCCCUCCUAAAUUCUAGUGUCUUCCAUUUGUUGACUUCGUGGUUUAAUUGUUUUCAGUUAUGUCCCACUCCAGAAUUCCUUUGGGGGUUUUCUUGGCAGAGACAGUAGAGUAGUUUACCAUUUCCUUCUCCAGCUCAUUUUAUAAAUGAGGAAACUGAGGCAAAGAGACUGAUGUUCCUUAUCCAGCCAGUAAGGGUCUGAGGCCACAUUUGAAUGCAGGAAGAGGAGUCUUCACAGCUCCAGACCUGGCACUCAGUCCAUUGUGCCACCUAGCUGCCCUUCUCUGUUGACGACUUCCAAUUUAUCAUAGAUAUGUUGUCUGUUGAUUAUUUAGUUUAUCAUAUAUAUAGUGUGUUUUUACAUAUACAUAUGCACAUGUGCACAUACAUAUAUACAUAUACAUUCAUAUAAAGAGAAACAAGAUCAAUCUAGUUUGUCCAUUACUGUUCACAGUUUGCCUCCCCGAUUAACUAUGAGCUCCUUGUGGGCAGGAAGUGCCUUUUUUUUUUUAAAGAGUCAAUACUGUGUAUUGGUUCCAAGGCAGAAGAGUGGUAAGGGCUAGGCAAUAGGGAUCAAGUGACUUGCCCAGGAUCACACAGCUAGGAAGUAUCUGAGGCCAAAUUUGAAUCUAGGACCUCCCAUCUCUAGGCCUGGCUCUCAAUCCACUGAGCUACCCAGCUGCCCCCUAGGAAGUGUCUUUUGAUGUCUUUAUAUCCUCAGCACUUAGUCCAGUACCUGGCACAUACUAAAUUAAGCUUAAUAAAUGUUCAUUGACUGACUUUUCUCAAUUGAAUACAAAACAAGAAGCAAACUGGAGUCUAAACAUAAUAUACACGAGUAUCUCUUUCAAAAACUAUAGUGGUGAAAUAAGCAGAACCAGGAAAACACUGUACACAGUAAGAGCAAUAUUGUGGAAUGAUCGACUGUGUAGACUUAGCUAUUACAACGAUUCAGGACACUUCUGAGGGACUUAUGGCCCAAGAAUGCUCUCCGCCUCCAGAAUGCAGAUGAAAGCUGGUGAAUCUUCACUUGCUUGUUUGGGUUUAUGUUUUGGAAUUUUGGUUUCAAAAUUAAUAAUAUGGAAAUAUAUUAUGCAUGAUAAUAUAUGUGUAACCCAGAUUGAACCACCUGCCAGCAUUGGAAGGGGGGAGGAAAGGGAGGGAGGGAGAUUCUUUUGAUCAUAUGACGUAGGAAAACUUGGGAAAUUGGUUAUUACAUGUAAUUGGUAAAAAAUAAAAUAAACUAUAGUGGGAAUGAAACUCUUGAUAAAAAACAGAAUCAGAGGCCUCAUUAACUAAUUUGACCAUGUUCUGAUAAAUAUUUGGCAAUUUUAUGAUACCAAAAAUAAUGCUAUAUCAAAUAAAGUUUCCCUAUAUCUUCACUAAUUAAGAUAAUCAUUACUACCUUAAUUUUAUUUUUUAUGUACAGACAUGUACAACAUGUCUGAUAAACACUAGGAUGUUUCAUAUUAAACAGGGAGUAUUGGAAGGUUUCCUGAGAGCCAAGAGGAACAAGGACUGAAAAGGGUUAGGAACCUUUGCUCUAUAAAAUGACGGACCUGGGGGGCACCUGGGUAGCUCAGUGGAUUGAGAGCCAGGCCUAGAGAUGGGUUCCAAUCUGACCUCAGACACCUCCUAGCUGUGUGACCCUGGGUAAGUCACUUGACCCCCAUUGCCUAAACCCUUACCACUCUUCUGCCUUGGAACCAAUACACAAUAAUGAUUCUAAGGUGGAAGGUAAGGGUUAAAAAAAAAUGAGGGAUCUGAUAUAAUGGAAUACUAUUGGUGAUAUCAAUCAGAGAGAAGUCAUGUUUAAGCAAUGACCACAACAUUAUAAAGACAAACAUGACUUCUCUCUGAGCAGCACCAUGACCGUACCUGAUUCCAGAGGACGGAUAAGGAAGCCCAAUAUCCCCCUUCUGACAGAGAAGAAAUGGAUUCGAGGCACAGUGCAAAAUACAUUUCUGGACGUGGACAGUGAAGGAAUUAGUUUUGAUCGAUUCUGCCUAUUUGCUGCAAGGACUUUUUCAUUUUUCUUUUAAAUUGAGGGUAAGGGAGGCAAAGAAAAAAUGCGUGUUAACAGAAAAUUAAAGUAAUUUUUUUAAUGAGAGAAUUGGGUGAGAUGAGAUCGAAGGUCUUUUCCUUUCCCUUCUAAAUGCUUCUUCUAAAUGACCUUAUGACAUUCCACCCAGAUCCAGGUCAGAGGAUUCAAGAUGGAAGAAACUCAUCACUUCGAUUUACUGGUGGGUUGGCCGGGGAGGCAUUCCCCAUGUAGGAGGCCCUUCUCUGGGGCUCCCAGACCCAGGAUGAGUAAAGAAUAAAGAUAGUUGAGAGGGAGGGGCUCGUGAAGUCCUGGGAAAUAUCUCUGUCUUUGAGCAGCUGAGUUGCAGCUGGGUCUGUGGUGUGGGAGGCAGUUUUGUGGGCACCCAUGGCAUGCCAUCCCCGCCCUCCACCUCCUCGGGAGCUCCAGCUGCAGCGUCUUUGCCUCCCAGGCUGGGCCAUGGCAGGGCCCUGGCUGCUGCUUCUCCUGACCCUGGGCACCCCAGCUCUCCCCACAGGUUCAUGCACUGCUCCUUUCCCAUCAAUGGCUCCUCCACUCACCCUGUUGGUAGAUGGGCAACCGAAGACACUGGUGAUCUGCCUGGUCUUCGAUGUCUCGCCCUCAUUUGGGGAUGGCUCCAUCUGGUUCUCAUCUGGCAAUGGCACCACCUUGGAAGCCUUCACUUAUGGCCCCUCACCAGCUGGAGAUGGCACCUGGAGCAGCAUGGCCCAGCUCUCCCUCCCUGCUGAGGAGCUGGCUUCCUGGGAACCUCUGGUCUGCCAUGCAGGGCCAGGUUGGAAGAAUCAGGGACCAAGCACCCCACCUCUUCAGCUAUCUGGUAAGCCCAUGGGAAAGACGUGUCAGCGGGAGCCAACCACUGUACCAAACAGCCUCUCCCAGGCGCUGAUCCUGGAGGUUAUUCGGCUCAUCCUCUUCAAGCUGCUUAUAUUUGACGUGCUGAUGACCUGCAGUCACCUCCGAAUGAUAGGAGUCCGAGCCACAAACAUGCUGACCUUGGGCCAAGGGCCUAACUCCUAGGACUGUGGCCAACAGGCACCGAUUGCUGCCCUCCUGCUCCCACGAUGUGAACAUGUUGCUGGCUGUGGGCCGAACAAGCAAAGAACUAAAUACCUGCCUGCUCGUCUUUAUCUUAUGGGAAUGUAAGUGGCCUGACCGUACUGAACAACUCCAUUUCCAGGCACCAGACUAAUCAUGCCUCUCUUCAGGAUCAACUUCCUCUGUGAAGCCCUCCUGGGUGAUGUAUAGGAGGUGUCAAAUGUUUCCCUACCUAAUGAGCCCCUACAUAUAUAUUUUUUUAAACCCUUACCUUCCAUCUUGGAAUCAAUACUGUGUAUUGGUUCUAAGGCAGAAGAGCAGUAAGGGCUAGGCAAUAGGGGUUAAGUGACUUGCCCAGGGUCACACAGCUAACAAGUGUCUGAGGCCAGAUUGGAACCCAGGACUUCCCAACUCUAGGCCUGGCUCUCAAUCCACUGAGCCACCCAGCUGCCCCCUCCCCCCAUAAAUUUAUUUCUAGGCCCAAUAGUGUAGAUGUUAGAGUCACCUUCGCUGCCUCAACUGUGAAAUCAGCUCUAGAAUUCCACAUACUUGAGACGUGAGCACCAUCAGACCUCAGGGUCUCUGGAUGGGGACCUGAGUGUCUAUUCUCAGGCUAGGGGCAAUAUGAGAGCUUCAGCUUUUAAGGAUCCCCAGGCCGGAAUAAAUAUACAAACAGAGACAGAUGCAUAUAAGGCCCAGACCACAGAGCCAGAAGAUGAAUUAAACAGAUAAUGGGAGGCAGCACCCCUUGGAAGCUAUCAAGGAGCUGGAGUGGGAUCUGGUCAGCACAAAAACAGCCAACAAUCCCUGACCCAGUGACGCUGCCUAAAAAUCUAGUCCAUCUCCCAGCCUACGGGGUGGAGGGGCAGCAGCCUUGGAGAGGUGAGAUGGGAGAAAAGUCCAAGGAUGAGAAUCUGGCGAGGAAUAGGCGGGAGGCUCGGGCUGCCAGACUCUUGACAAAGCUACCACCACCACGAGCUGGAUGUGAUGCCGAGGCUGGGGCAGGCAAGCCGAGAAGCUUCCCUGAAGCCUCACAGCUUCAGAGAGGUGACGCUCCAGAGAUGGAGGAGAGGCGGCUGUGAUACUGACGCAAAGGGGAUGUGGCCGGGAGACCAGACAGGGCAGACUUCACAUGCCAUCCCCACCAAGGCUUUGUGUUGUUUUCUAUUUCACCAUUUGUUUAAAAAGAAACUCGUUUCUUUGACAUGGUGGCUUUUUCUGUGUGUGGGCCUAUGGUGCCCUUGGAGGGUGGUGUUGGAGGGUGAGGUAUACAAGAAGUUAUUAUAUUGCUGGAAAUUUCCUGGCAAAAUUAGGGGCGCAGGGGAAACAAAAGAGAUUUAACUGAUUUCCAGUGUUAGAGUUCCACCAAAACCUAGAUAAAUUCGAGUCAACAGUCCUGUGGAGCUGAAAUGGGGCUUCCACAGGCUGUAACCUCAGACACGGGGCUUCCACAGGCUGUAACCUCAGGCACCUCGUUCCUAUUUUUCUGCUGUUCAAAAUCGAAAGCAAAAUAGUUUUCCCAGGAGCAGAACUAAAAGUCUUGACUAGAGAGAAAGUUACACUUGAAGGAAGAUUCUGGGGAAAAUAGCACCACCCAGUAAUGGUGGGUAGGGGCCAGCCAAAAGCAUUACACUAUCUAGACAAACAAAAGAAAACUGAGAUUAUGCUUCUUUACCAACAGGAGUUUCAUGGUUUAUACCAAAAGAUUUGUGCAGAAUUACAGGAGGAGGGUUGGGUUUGGAACCAGGGGAGCUUGGUCCAAAUCCUUACACUAUUAUUUAAUUCCUGUCUGACCUUGAUCAAGUCCCUUAACCUUUGAACCUUAAAUCCACCAUCUGUUUAAAAAAUGUAGUGUGGGGGAGAAUUGGGUUAGAUGAACCCCCAAGGUCCCUUCCCUCUCUAACUCUACCAUCCUUUGUUCUCUGGGAAAACUUCUUUUGAAUUAGAUAGUCUUUUAGCUCUGACACUGGACAGGGAAAGGGAAAGAGAUGGCAGGAAGGGAUGCCAGAGAAAAAGAAUGUAGGAUCCUCCUAGAAAUUUUAAAUGAGAGAGCAUGGUCCAGAGCCAAAGCCUUGUGUGGACUUGAUGGGGAGUUUGUGAAGGAGCUGAUUGGGGAAUGAGAUCAUCCCAUACAGAGUUGUGCUUUGCUUUGGAAAGUUCCAAUAUUGAAAUGCCAAACUAAGUUAAUUAUUCACUUUAUGAAGAUUAUUCACAUAACCAAAAAGUAUUAUUUGAUUUACAAUGGCCCAAGGUAUUCCUCGUACCUCUAAGUUAAUGAUUGAGUAGUGAGGAAGGGAAAGGGAACCUUAAAGUCACUAGGCUGGAAACUAAUUUCCUCUAAAGAAUAUCAGGAUCAUAGACUUACAGCUGGAAAACCUGAGAGGUCAUUUAGUUCAACUCUCUCUUUUUAGAGCUGAGGAAAUUGAGGCCCAAGGCAGGUCAAAGUGGCUUGCCCAGGUUCACACAAGUAGUAGCAAAACUAUGGUUGUUUUGUUUUGUUUUAAACCCUUACCACCUUCUGUCUUGGAAUCAAUUCUAUGUAUUGGUCCCAAGGCAGAAGGAAGAGUGGUAAGGGUUAGGCAAUGAGGGUUAAGUGACUUGUCCAGGGUCACACAGCUAGGCCAGAUUUGAACCUAGGACCUCCCAUCUCUAGGCCUGGCUCUCAAUCCACUGAGCUACCCAGCUGCCCUGAACUAUGGUUUUAACUCAGGUCCCUUUGAUAAUUCAGCCCUCUUUCCAUUGUGCCAGAUUAUCUCACCCAUCAGGAUGAAUGAAGCUAUUCUCUAAGGCUAGAACAUAAGAAUCUAAGGGAACUACUAGGUGAGAGGGAGAGAAGUAGAGAAUAUAAAUUAACUUGAAAAACAUUCCUCUUAGCAGAACCAGAAGAACACUGUACACCAUAACAGCCAUAUUGUAAUGAUGAUCAACUGCAAAAGACUCAGCCACACGGAUUGAUAACAAUGAUCCACAACGAGUCCAAAGGACUCAUAAUGAAAAAUAUUAUUCACCUUUAAAGAGAGAAUGGAACUCUGAGUGCAGAUUAAAGCAAAUUUUCUUUCACUUUCUUUCCUUUUUAAAUUUUUUGUCCUCGUAACAUGGCUAAUGUGGAAAUAUCUUUGUAUAUAUUCAUAUAUAUCAUGGCUAUUGUUGAUGGGUGGGGAGGAUCUAGAGGGAAGGUGAGGAUUUGGAACUGAAAAUAAAUUUUUUAAAUUUCAAAUUAAAUUUUAAAAAAAGAAGAAAAAAAUUCCUCUUAUAUUUGAUAACUGUGAGAACUCCCAGUUCAUUAUUGAUGUGAGGCUUGUUUGAAAAGCAAAAGAAAUUCUGGGCCCUCUCUGUCCUGAUAAUAACAAUUAUCAUAGCUCACAUUCUGAUAGCAUUGUAGUUUAUAAACACUCUGAAGAUAAGGAGAACAAAAAUCAUUUUAUAAAUGAAGAAACUGAGGCAAAAAAGAGAUGAAAAGAAUUGUCCAAAAUCACACAGGUAGCCAGGAUUUGAAUCUAACUUUCCAGAUUCUAACUCCAGUAGUCUUCCUAUUAAGUGCUGCCUCUCCUCAUCCCUAGGGAGAACUAUGAAAUCUCUUUACCAGGAAAACUAGAUGGCCUCAAGACCCUGUGUGAGGUGUGCUUAUGGGGAAUCUGGGUGUUCAGCAUCACAUCCAAGAGUAGAAGGGAUAAUUGGAGAAAAAAUGGAAACCUUAGGUUUGGGUCAUCAUCUUAAUAUCUGCAAAAAGUGAUGGUCAAAGUUUGGAAGGGUCUCUUUCUACUCUCCUUGCCAGGGGUCCACAGGCAAAAACAGUAUUCACCUUUCAAGACAAGAAAUGUCAUUCUUUUUUUUCUUUUUCUUUUUUCAAUUUUUUCUCAAUUACAUGUAAAAAGAAUUUUUUUUUUAGUUUUUAAAACAUUAUUUUAUUUGGUCAUUUUCAUACUUUGUUCAUUGGAAACAGAUCGUUUUCUUUUCCUCCCCCCAACCCCCCCGCCACCCCUUCCCUAGCCGAUUCGUCUGGGUAUCACAUGUGUCCUCCUUGCUCUGAACCCAUUUCCUUGUUGUUGGUAUUUGAAUUAGGGCGCACAUUUAGCAUCUCUCCUCGAUCAUGUCCCCUCGACCUCUGUAGUCAAGUAGUUGCUUUUCCUCGGUGUUGUAAAAAGAAUUUUUAACAUUCAUUUUUUUACAUUUUGAGUUCCAAAUUCUCUUCCUCCUUCCUUCCCCUUUCCCCUCCUGGAGAAGGCAAGCAAUUUUAUAUAGAUUAUGCAGGUGUGAUCAUGAAAAACAUAUUUCCAUAUUAGCCAUGUUACAGAAGGAAACAGACAAAAAAGUUUUAAACGUAUGCUUCGAUCUACAUUCAAAAUCCAUCAGUUCUUUCUCAGAGGUAGAAGGGUCAUUUUUUAAAAAUUUAAGUAGAUGAUUUAGAAUAUUUUUCCAUGGUUACAAGACUCAUGUUCUUUCCCCCCACCCCCCUCCCAUCUCUGAUGCACAGUUCCACUGGGUUUAACAUGUGUCAUUGAUCAAGACCUAUUUAGAAGGGUCAUUUUUAAUGAUGAUCAUGAUAAUAGCAACUCAUAGUUAUAGAAAGUUUCCUCAUUUGCAGAGCAUUUUACAUCCAUGACCUCAUUCAACCUUCAUGACAACCCUCUGAGAUAGAUACUAACCACAGCUGUUCCUUGGCUUCAUUAUUCAUUCAGUUAUUCAACAAGUAUUCAUGAACACCAUUUUUUUCUUCUAAAAUAUUUUAUUUAUCUUUUUAUCUAUUGAUUUGAUUAUCUUUCUCAAUUGCCAAUGACUCUUCUUCACCCUCACCCCAUGAGGCCCCUCCUUGUAAUAAGAGGAAAGUCCCCAGUCAUGCUUCACUUCCCUUCUUCCUCUCUGGCUAGCUCCUCCCCCGCUGCCAUGGUGACAGCUUCCACCUGAGUACCAUCCCCCCAAAUCCCUCUAAUUCUGGAACCAUGAAUGAGGAUCAAAUUCUGUCAAAUCAGCCUCCGCCUCAGUACCCCACUUAUCAGCCCUAUGACUUUCUGGACCACAGCGCCCCAACUUGGUCACCAUCCGGUCAUUGUUGUUUUCCUCCUUAGAAUGUAAGCUUCUUCACUGUACACAGUAACAGCAAUAUUGGACGAUGAUUAUCUGCGAAACGUGGCUCCUCUCAGCAAUGCAUAACCCUGAAAGAGUCACGACAGGGAAGGCUCUCCACCUCCAGAGAAAGAACUGUGGGAGUCGUUUUUCCCAUCAGUGUAUUUAUGGUUUGAUUUGGGGGUUGGGGUUAUGUAUGGCUUUGCUCUUACAAAGACCAAUGUAGAAGUGGGUUUUGCAUGACAAUAUAAAUAAAAAUUUUUAAAUAAAUAAAUAAAUAACCAGGGCAUCUGGGAACAACAACAAAAAAAGAAGGUAAGCUUCUGGAGAAGGGUCAUCUUUGCUUUUGUAUUGUAAUGCCUGUGAGAAGACACAAAGAAUAUUAAGAAAGGGUCCUUGUCUCAAGGAGCUCAUAUUCUAAAGAAAUGAGCUCGGAAGGGAACAAGAACAAUUGAAUUUUGCCAAGGAGGAAAACUAUUUCUGUAUAGCAUUUGCUAUUCAAUGUAAGAUGUGUGGAUACAAAAGAUAUGUAUAUCCGUAUGGGUUGUCUAAAUACAUAGACACAGCUCAAGGGUGGCAUGGAAUUAUCUUUAGAAUCUAUUCCACCCUUCUCAAAGAGAGGCUACAAUUUCUGCUUUGAGGGAAACUGGAGAAAAGCCAUGGCUGGAUUUUUUUUUCCUUCUCUCUAUCUUUAAAAUAAAAAAACAACAACCAGGUAGUUGGGUGGCUCAGUGGAUUAAGAGCCAGGUCUAGAACCAAGAGGACCUGGAUUCAAAUGUGACCUCAAAUACUUCCUAGCUGUGUGACCCUGGGCAAGUCACUUCAACCGCAUUGUCUAGUGUGCAGGUGGAAAAUUUGCCACACUUGAGCCACAUUCCCAGCAUCCUUUUAAGUUAUAUCCUCAUUUACGGAGGCUUGGGAGAUAAAUUUGGCUGAGACCCACGAUGCAGGGCUCUUUUUGGGAACUUGUGCUUUUGGUAAAGUGCUGCAGGUGUGAGUCUCUGGCUCUCUUUGCUCUGCUCACUUGACUGAAAGAACCCUUUCCCUUUUCCUUCUUUUAAUUAUUAUUAAAAUCCUACACUAGCCCUUACUACUCUUCUGCCUUGGAACCAAUAUAUAAUCCUGAUUCUAGGAUGGAGGGUAAAUCUUUUUUUUUUUAACUCUUGCCUUCUGUCUUAGAAUCAAUACUGUGUAUUGCUUCCAAAGCAGAAGAAUGGUAAGGGCUAGACAAUGGGGGUGAAGUGACUUGCCCAGGGUCACACAGCUAGGAAAUGUCUGAGGUCAUAUUUGAACCCAAGACUUCCCAGCCUCGAUCUUUGGAACCACUUAGCUGCCCCCUAUCCUCUAUCUUUAAGAGAAAUAUCAGACUAAAAUUAAAUCUAUCUGCCUUCUCUUCUGAGCCAGACUCCCCUAGACUACUUUUUUUCUCAAUUCCAUGUAAAAACAAUUUUUAACAUUCAUUAUUAAAGAUGUCAGGUUCCAAAUUCUCUUUCCCUCCCUUUCUUCCUUUCCCCCCCAUGUUGAGAAAGUAGGCAGUUUGAUAUAGAUUAUACAUGUGCAGUUAUGUAAAACCUAGUUCCCUAUUGGCCAUGUUACAAAAGAAAACACAGACAAGAAAAAAAAAGUUUAAAAAGUGUGCUUCACUCUACAUUCAGAGUCCUAUCAGCUGCUUCCCUGGUCACACUUCCAAGGGGAAAAUAGCCCUUACCCUUAGCUUAUACUUCCCAGCUUAGCUCUUUCCCACCAAAUGCUGAUUAUCUAAGAGAUCAUUACAAAUAGCAAAUAAAGCCAUAUGUUCAAACAAACAGAAAAUAGAAAUCAGAGACUUACAUAAAUUAG
Messenger RNA from Monodelphis domestica (gray short-tailed opossum), 10545 nucleotides. RefSeq names its product pre T cell antigen receptor alpha (gene PTCRA). Lineage: Eukaryota; Metazoa; Chordata; Mammalia; Didelphimorphia; Didelphidae. The record is from RefSeq and is a predicted model, not a curated record.